Hansenula ciferrii is the source of this 507-nucleotide messenger RNA. RefSeq names its product Mlc2p (gene MLC2). Gene Ontology annotation, cellular component: myosin II complex; cytoplasm. Bases 1 to 507 code for a protein of 168 amino acids. Gene Ontology annotation, molecular function: cytoskeletal motor regulator activity; calcium ion binding; myosin heavy chain binding. Gene Ontology annotation, biological process: actomyosin structure organization; mitotic cytokinesis. Lineage: Eukaryota; Fungi; Ascomycota; Saccharomycetes; Phaffomycetales; Wickerhamomycetaceae. The record is from RefSeq and is a predicted model, not a curated record. The transcript has a single exon.
AUGUGUGCUAAAAAGAAGCAGAAUAAAUCAAAUACCACUACAAACGAAUCAAUUCCAAAAUCAGAAGUGAAAACUGAUAUAUCUAGCAUUCCUCCAGAACAAAUAACGAAAUUAAGAGAUGCUUUUGAUAUAAUAGAUCAUGAUACAGAUGGUAUUAUAACGGAAGACGAUCUAAAACAAUUGAAACAAACAAUAGCUAAAGAACUAUCAGAUGAAGAAAUAAAUAAUUUGCUGGGAAAUAAAGAUGAAGAAAUGAAUUUUUCAAAAUUUUUAUCAAUAAUAUCACAAGAUUUAAAAGAUGUACCAAAUAAAAAUGAAAUACUGAAAGCUUUACAAGUAUUUUCCACUGAUUCAGAGAUUAAUUCUAAAGAGCUGGGAGAUAAUUUAAGCGCUAUAGGUAUGAAACAAACAGAUUUUGAACCAAUUUUAAAUAAAUUUAAAUCUGAAACUAUGAAUGGCGAAACAAUAUUUAUGGGUACAAAUUUCUUAAAUUUUGUAUCAAGCUAA